This is a messenger RNA of Penicillium bovifimosum, 378 nucleotides long. Its product is annotated as Alpha/beta hydrolase fold-3. NCBI's taxonomy places the organism in Eukaryota, Fungi, Ascomycota, Eurotiomycetes, Eurotiales, Aspergillaceae. The record is from RefSeq and is a predicted model, not a curated record. The transcript has a single exon. Bases 1 to 378 code for a protein of 125 amino acids.
AUGCACCUAGAGAUGGCAGGUAUGACCAUCUACACCGUGCGGGCCGUCGUCUCCCCGAGCGGCGCACGCGUUGGCGGAGAUCCGGGACCUGUGGCGGACAUGACAGCCAAGAGUAUCGGCACUGACGCCGAAGGCCUACGCUUUUAUCUCAGCGUGCAAGCUAAGCGACAUUGCCAGGCGGUCAAGCUAGCUACAGCUUUGAAUGUCGCAGAUACUAUCAAUGUUGCCGUGCAGGUCUUUAGAGCGAGGGCUUCGAAGGACACGUGCAGAUGUGCUUACGGCUUGGUGGUCCGACUCGUUUCCUGCAACAUUAACUAUUUGUCUUGGAUCAAUGGCUCGGAACAUAUGUUCCGGCGCACGAAGGGCGGGGAGCCGUAA